AUGCUCGACGUUAGCUGUGAGAGCAUUUUGUUUGAUGAAGUGGCGGUUAAUGAUAUUCCGACUUAUCGUCCUGUUCAGGUGAGGAACACGACCGAAUCUCCACUGCUUGUGCAGUUUACCACAACUAGCCCAGUCGUUCAAUUUCAGCUUCGCAAUGAAAACUACGAAGCAAUCAAGCGCACAGGCUUUGCUGAUACUCUUUCCGUAUACAACGAAGCAUUUGAUCUGGUGGGCCUCAUCUCGUCUGUUGAAUUGGCACCUUUUGAGGAAAAGGACCUCAUUGUUUGGUUCCGUGCUAAUACGACCACAUUUUCACACCUCGUGAAAGGCUCGCAGCCUGUUCCAUACACCGGGUCGCUGCAGCUCACUGUAGUGGACCUAGCACUGGCGCCUCCUCUCGGCAAUGCACCUAGCAAAGGAGGAGAGAACCGGGUAGUAGAGCAGCAGUCGGCUGCCGCCUGCAUCGCAAUACCGUUUCGAGCGAACGUUUACAUCUCCUGCUUGGAACUGUCGUCCACUGAGCUGAACAUCACAAUGGCGCCAAACAAAACUCAGGUAGCUGACUUUGUUGUCACUAACACGUCCUGCCAGCCUGUGUACUUUGUCAUUCGCGACCAAGCUAUGCCGCUGCGUGGUCUCGAUGUUGCAUUGUACGAGUCUGAUAAGUUUGAAGAGCCAAAGCUAGGUCAUAGGCUUUUGCUGGACAGCUACUCAUAUAUGACUUUCUCUUUGAUGCUGCGGUCUUCCAUGGCUAGUUCGACUGCGCAGCAACAGUACCACGCUGUUUUUCAGUGCGACAACCUGCGCGAUAGUCGCAAUACAGCGUUUCUCUACGUGAGUGUCAACGUGGUGGCGGAAUCGCAAGGCGAUCUGGUUGCCUUUCACGACACGUCCGUCAAUUUCGGAGACGUAUAUCGAGGCACUAAAGCGACAGCGAUUAUACACAUUGAAAGUCUUGAUCGCGUGGAGGCGGUACUGCGGCUUGGUGAUGUCGAUCGUAGAAAAUGCGAAGGAAGAGUGUCACUAAUGAAGGAUGACGUUGCUGUUGACGAGCUGGCAGUGGGCUCAAAGAAAGGGAAUCAACUCAACACCGUCACGCUCAUGUACCAGCCUUCUUACGACGGCGAGAGCAAUGAUGCAUCAAAGAUAAAGUUUGACGUGGAGCUUUUUGUGGUACCAGCUGAUCGCAGACACAGCCAGCGCGUGGUUAUCCGGUGUGCAGCUGCUCUGUACACGAGUAAUAUAGUGGUGUCGCAGCGGUGUGUCAACUUUGGCGACUGCCAAGUCGGGCAGAGCAAGCGCUACACGCUGCAGAUCGAAAACCGCUCACCAUUGCCAGGGAAAAUUGUAAUGCAGUUGCGCAGCAAAAUUAUUCGAAUCGAAGGCGCAUCAAUCCCGCAGAAGCUUGCUGGUCGUGAGUUGAAGGAAGAGUUCUCUGUGGCACCGUCUGCAUCGCUCCCGAUAACAUUGCGCAUUACCCCGCAGCGUGUGAAUGCAAUGUACCGCAAGCAGCUGACAAUUAUCAAUGCGUCCAAUCCAGCCGAAGACCGACAGGUGAUCAAUAUCGAGGCAAAUAAUAUGGCACCGCUUGACGCGAAGCUGCAUGAUGAGCUGUAUUCGUGGAAAUGCGACCUUGGCAACAUUGAUAGCACUGAUAGUCGCAGAGGACCAUCGACGCUGUUGGCUAUUUCAGGCGUACCCCUGAUUGUUCCGUACAGUGUGCAGUCAAAGGCGGAUCACGAAGUGGUGCUUAAUCUGCGCUCCUCGUGCUCUGAGAUUGAGGUGUUCUACUCGUCCGAUGCAGUAGUGUGUGAGCAGCUAGGAAAGAUCGCGGCGGAAAUGCGCUCAUUUUGUGUCUACGGCGAGAGCGAGGAUGCCAGUCACCUGACAAAUGACUCAGCGGGGAGGCUUUUCGCAGCACGUGAGGAGCUGUUGCGACUCUUGAACGAAACAUCGCACAAUAUCACGAACCGCAUCACGUUGGAGCCAUCAAUGUCACUAAAGGUGUACGUGUUGAUUAUUCGGACCACUUCUCCGACGGAGCCACUGACAAAGGAGGAUGGUAUUUCGAUAGCGGUGGACGGAAUCGAGGCACCGCGGUUUGUCCGACUGUCUUAUCGACUUUGCGGCACUUCGUUCGAGUUGAAUGGGCAGAAGACGAAAAAUUUUGGCGAAGUUAAUAUUGGUGUGAAGAAGACGACAAAGCUGCCGAUUGUUAACCGUUGCAAUUCGUUCUUAUACCUUCAUCUGUCGAAGUCACGCUCUGUGACAGCCGAGCAUAUUCGCAUGGAAAAUAGCGACAAGCGGUCCAUUUUUCUCACGAUUCGUCCCUACGCGUCGCGCGAGAUUGAGCUGACGCUGUACCCCGGUAUCAAAGGUGUAUUUCAGGAGAAUAUACGCGUGUCAAACAUACUCAACAUAAAAAACACGAUUACCAUGACGCUCAAGGCAACUGUUACCAAGGCAGAUACGUUCGAAAUUAGCCCAGAUUCAUGGACGUUUGAGAUGAUGGUGCCUCCCUCGUCAAGCGUACCGGCGCUCAUGGCGUCGUCGCCUUCGUUGUGGAAGGCGGACGAAGCCGCUGCUGCAGCAAAUGCUCGCGUGGGCGCCAAGUUCACCGUGUCAAACACAAGUAACGGACGCCGGCAAAUCGUUGUUCGAUUGGAGCUGAAUAGCACUACCGCAGCGAACGGCGUGAGCGCCGCGAACCCCUAUCUGUCGUUUGCGGGUGUCAAGGUGGCGGUGCAGCUGGACAUGGGGCUGAGUGGGGCAGGGUCUGUCUCUACUCGCAAGCUGGAGGAGCAAAUCGAAAAGCUGGAGCAGAAGCUGAAGAUAUACGUGCGGAAAAAGAAGACGGAAAAGGCCGAAAAUGCAAUGCGCAAGAUCGAGGCAUACAGGCUGGCGUUGAAGGGCGAAGAGGUCGACUUAGCAGCUCUGGAAACAGCUCAGUCAACCAUGCAAGGCACCACUGAUCACGAGCUGUCGGAGAGCGAGGAUGACGGCAGCGCCGCAGCGCUGCAGGCGUGGAGGAGCAAAACGCAACAGGGUGACAUUGUGCAGUUGUUGCGCCGCGAAGGCGUCGCCUUGCCAUCAAUGGACAUCGGCGAGUCCGUCAUAAUCACCUUGUUUCUCGGAUGCAAGCGCGUGUUGGACGAGCCGAUCCCAAUGACACAGACCCAGACGAUCAAUAUGCUUUUCUACGAAGAGCGAGACCAGGAGGCGAAUCGAAUCAUUCCAAUCGACUUGAUUCUGAUAAGCACACCUGGCGAUGCCACGGGGCGGCAGCUGCUCGCUGCCCCAUUCGUCGCAGCAGCACCGCAGACGAUGUUGGCUUCUGCUUUAUCCGCGUCCGCUGUUGUCGCGCCGUCGGCGUCUCUGUCGCUGCCGUCUCCGUCGCACCGGGGAAGCGAGUUGUUGCAGUUAUCAACCGAGAACGCCGCGGCAGCCUCCGCGUCUGGCGGCGCCUUGCACAGUGGCAGCUCUCUUCCCGGUAGUAGCGGAACAGCUUCUCGCGCCGUGCAGAGUCGCCCACUUCCGCGCAUCCGUCUCAUCACAACGGGCUCCCAAACAGGCAACGUCGGUGGGCGCUUUCAUUCUACCUUUAUGGGUCAUCCUCUGCUUGUCUUGCACAACUGCAUCGUGAAUGAUCCGACAGAGUUCAGCUUUGUGGUGAAGGCGAGCGCGAAGACGACAAUUGUGGUGCUCGAGCCGCGGCGAUGCGGCGGUAGCAUUGCAGCGGUGCUGGACGCGCGCUUCAAACUCUUUCCUCGCAACGGUCACGUGCGCCAGCAGGAGCCGCUGCGCAUUGUCGUGGAGUGCACGGCGCGGAGUGUUGGCCCCCAAAAGUACUUCAUUCCUGUGAAAAACAUCUGUAACCCAGCUGACGUGCAGUACCUCACGGUCGAAAUGAAUCCGACGGAAGAGAUUGAGAUGCUGACCACCGAACCGAAGGAGCUGCUGUUCCGCGAUGUCAUUACACCGUGCGCGGUGUCGCAGCUGGAGGCACAGCUUGUGCUAAUCCGCUGCCGCUUUUCCUUUCCACAUGCCCUCGUCGUGCGCACCAAUAGGCCGUCACAGCUGGCUCUUUUCGAAGAUGCGUCCUGCACAGUGCCGCUGCUCCACCCGAUACGCCAUAUCUUUGUGAAGGAGACUGUGCGCGUGUACGUGCAACUCCGCCCUGGUGCCCGAUAUGUUGAUCCGUGCGCACGGCAGAUCCGCGCUGGUGUUCUCGUGGAGGCGGUGGCGCCGAACCCCGCCGUGUCGAGUGCCGCGUUCUGCGUGGUGGGCAAGGCGAUAGUGCGUGCAAUGGCGUGCGUUGGGAGCGGCCUUAUCGAGGUGCUUCAGGGAAACCUCGACCUGGGGUGCGUGGCGUCGACGCAGGACUUCGUCAAGACGCACUUCACGGUGCGCAACACCUCCCACACAUUUUCCUUGCGCGUUGCGCUCGUGCCAUCGUCGCCACUGCUGGAAGUUGCAGAGGAGACGUCCGCUGCUAACGAAAUCGCGUUGGGUCCUCUCCAAGAGCACAUGGUUCCCAUACUGGUACAUCUGCCAGCGCCUGGUCUCACACGCGAGUUCAUUGACGUGGUGAACCGCAGCAGUGCGCAGGAAAAGAUGCGGGUGUCGCUCUCUGCGCUGCGAAUGAACGACGGCAUCGUGCAGUUGGACCCGAGUAUCAACACACGGCUAGUUUUUCCCGUCGCCGCGGUGGUGCGAGGCGAGCAAGGGAAACAGCUGCAUCUACAUCAGCCUGUUUCCUACUCGGUGAAGCUGGCAAACUACCAUACUCACCGAGAGAUGGUGCUGGCAACGACCGCCGCCGUCCACGCGUCGUGUGAGCUACCGUUGUGGUUCCACACACCGGACGAGGAGUCAAAGGUGCGUGCCGCAUUUGAAGAAGAGCAGCGGCAGGCGCUGGAGGUGACGGACGAUGCGGCGACGCCAACGCCGGUGGCCGACCAGCCGCCGGCGAUGUACAUGAGGGGCCGUGUGGAGCUGAGGGCGAACCACACCCAGACCGUCACAUGGACGUUGACCAGCUUACCCAUGCUCACGUCAGCGGAGGUGACGGCGGUGCUGCAACAUCAGAUGGUGGCUAUCACGACGACAUUGCAGGUGUGUGUAACAUACACGGCGCACUCAGCACGCGCUGGCGCGGCGGCCGGUGGUUGGCAGGGCUACUCCUCCAGGGCGGCGCCGCAGGGAAGUCGUUAUCGAGGCCCAACGGUGGGUCAAUGCGUUUUGCUCGUCCCCAUCAUGCUGUCCCUCGCAAUGAGCGAGGGCAGGGCGGAGCCGGCGUUGGUGAACUUGGGGCUUGUGGGUAAGGCAACAUCGAUGCUGACCUCUCCCAUUUCUGUGGCCUCCUCCGUGUCGUCGACCGGCGAGGAGCACGACGCUGCAUUGGAGCAGGGAGACGAUGCCUUCGCCGGCGGCAGAGAAGAGGAGAUGGCCUUCGCGAUGCGUCAGCGGCGCCGCCGUCGUUCGCGCAUCUCGAAGCUGCAACGACUGCGAGACCACACCUUUAGCGCCUACGUCUCCAAGUCGGGCCUCCAGCAGCCGUCGAGCCACAACAUGGUCGUCUCGUUCCGGCUCAUGAACUUAUCCUCUGUUAUGCCGCUGCCGCUCAAGGUAGAGUGCCCGCCUGUGGUGCGCUUCUCUCAGACUCGCCUGACGAUCCCGCCAGGGGAGAGUGCCGUUGUGGAGGCGGCACUGAGCAUGAAGCUCAUCGCGACGCAAGGGACGUUCCGUUACGAGGCCUUCUUUGUGAAUGAAUGGAACCCAGAGAAUGACAUGGCGGUGUGCAUCACGGGGCAGCACUACUGGAAGGUCUUUCAGGUGCUGCGGGCUGACACGCAAGAGGAGGUGCACGAGUCGCUUACCUUGGCGCCGCUGCGCGUGGAGCCGUCACUUCGGGGGCCGCUUGCUGAGAUGAAGCUGACCUUUGUUGCGACGGAGCCGGACGUGGAGCUCGAUCUGCAUCUCCAGCCGAACCCCCAGCUGGACGGCCUACUUGAGCUUCUGUUGCUGCACUACGAUGCCACCUCAGUUGUGCGGCACCUAAAUUUCCGCACAGACGCCGUAGCACCACUUUCCUCGGGUACUACGAGCGCUGCAGGCGGGUCGGCAGCCAUCAGCGUCGGACAGGGAAACGCCAGCCCGGCCGCUGCCGCGCUGGCGAGCCACGCCACAAGCGGAGCUGCUACUCCAGGCAGCGGCAGUGCAAUCGCCGUGAUGGUAGCAGGAGCUGGGGCGGGGCUGGGCGGCGGGUCUGCCGCGUCUGGGUCGGCCAGCACAAGCGUUGGCUUGCCUGGCGGGGGCAUGCCUGUCAGCCUGCAGUCCGGGACCACGUCAGGAGUCGCGGCGACAGCGGCAGUGAUAGGAUUGUCAACGCUCGGUGCGACCAGCGCCACGUUGCCAGCCGACGAGUCUUGCGGUGCGGCUGCGACCAUCUUGGCCGGUACCGCAGGUGGCGCUCCCGCUGCUGUUACAGCCACGUCAGGCCCCGCUGGGUCUUCGUCUGGGAGCAGCGGAGUACUCAAAGCGGCGGGUUCAGUCGCGACCAAAACCAAGCCGCGCAAGAUGGGCACCAGCACUGCUCCAGGGACGGCUGCUUCAGCUAACAGUGGCGCAGGAGCUGCGACCACACGCUCACAGACACUGCGGCUUCGUUGUCUGCUGCGAGGUGCUGAUCUGACCUCGCUUGUCUCUCUCUUCUAUGGCCACCGUAAGGCGCGCACGGCUGGCGCUUCGGCACAGGUGACAGCCGCCACAGCUGCGAGAGGCACCGGUGCCGGCGCGGCGACCACAGGUCUGACCGCAGUGGCGAUGCCUGCCCCGGUGGACAUUACGGCAUUGGAGGCCCCAGGCGCGAGCAGCAGCACCAACACCGUUUCGUGGACGUACGACCGAAUUGCGGGGCUGGAACGGCGUAGCGCGUCUCUGGAGUCGAACAACGUGUGGCUUGGCACCUUUGUCAUGGAAAACCCGUUCACCGAGGCGGAGGAGGUGCAGGUGUACGGCAAGCUGGCACCAUUUCGCACCUUCUCAGCGCCGCCCAAGGUGAUGCUGCGGCCCUGCCGAGUAAGCGUAGAGUCGGUACCAUGUCCAGGUGCCAGCGCCACCGCGCCCCAGGCCUUUGCGAGCCGCAGCACACCUCAGGUGGGCUAUGUGGGUGAGAUCAGUAUUACGAACGAGUUUGACGUGUACGUAGCCGAGCUCUCGGUCGUGGUUCUUGUUCACGAGCACCUCGCUGUGCCUCUGUGCAUCGAUGUACGCGGAGGAUACCGCAAUGCGGUGGACACGACCUCACCUGGUUCAGUAGCCGGAGCGGCACCGUUUGUAUCUGAGGUGGUACGUGAGAACGAGGCGGCCACUGUGACGGACCUCGGCGCAGCAGCCAUCCUCGGCGCGACGCCGCGGCCAGGAGUGCCGGUAUCUACGUCUUUCCUGGCAGCACCCUCCGCAGACGGUGCGGCGCCGGUGUCGCUGCCUCACCGCAUUCACCUCGGCCCUUACGAAACCGUCGUGGUGACGGUGGUGAUUCGCCCAGCAGACGUGCGAGCGCUUGGGUUGAUCCCCAUGCCCCCGACGACGGCCGCCUCAAGCGCGCCACCGCUGUCUCUAUCGCUGCCUUCGCUGGAGCAGUUUGUGUCCGUAGCACUGGUGGACGAAAACGCCCCGUUCAGCUACGCUGUGAGCCGUGUGAGCGUCGUGACGCCAACGAGUGGGUCAGAGGCGCUGCCCAGCAUCGUACUCAGCUCCGUCAUCACCAGCGAUACGGCGACGGCGGCCACCAGCGUUGCUGCUGCGUCUGACGCGAGCACGAAGGACGAAGAGGCUGAAGGUCGCCGCUGCGCAACUCUUCCCCCAAUUGCGCAGCGGGACGACUCGACCGGGCAGCUGGUGACGACGUUGGCCACGCUGGUGGAUGAGAGACUGUCGACCGUACUGCCGACGCCGACAGUAUUGGAUGAGACACCCCAGUACGUCAGUCUUUCCAGUGGCAAGCAGGUGUCUAACCUGGUCCUCACCAGUGGUACUUCAGCAGCGGCGUCGGCGGCUGACGCAGGCAGCUCAGGUGCCGAGGUGCUGCCGCUGCGGGGUAGCACCUCAUGUGGCUCAGAAGACACGGCCGAUGGGCCAGUGCCUCUUGGCGGCAUCCUGACGACGCUGGCGCCGUCGCUUGCAGCCGCGACGCGUCAGUGGGUAUUGUCUCUUCGCAACUGCGAUGCGCUGCCCGGGUGCGGGGGGGCGUACCUCUUCAACUUCUCUGUUCCGCGCGAUGACCCGUAUGAGCCAAACAUCCUCAUCACAAACCACGCGCCAGACAGAGCGGUGCGGUACACGGCGCAGGUGAUCUCGCAGAGCCCGCAGGUGUGGCUGCUACUUACCUCAACGACGGGUGUACUGGAGGCAGGUGAGACGCAGCUGCUGCGGCUGCAGGUGCUGUCAUCCGAGGUCGGCUCUUUUAUUGGCUACGUGGCCAUCACCAACGCCUAUGAUGCCCGCGAGGUGGUAUACCUGCGCCUGAACGCAGAGGUGUUUGUGCCCGGAACUGCCGAAGGCUUCUUUGACGUUGUUGCCAUGAACAGUGGCCAUCGCCUCGCCACCACCAACGCGGGGCACACCGUGAACAUGGGUGCCUUGUACGGUGCCGGUACCAGCCGUGCGCUGAUCGCACUGGAGAUCGUGAACAAGGGCAGUGUGGCGCUGGAGUUCCCCGUGUCGGUGGUUCAUCCGAUGCGGCAGGAGCUGCGUCCCAUUCCCCAGAGAGCCUUGUACAGCACGGCAGCGGCAACAGCGUCCGGGCACCGUCGCAGAGACGCCGCCGCAGGCGUACUCUCUCAACGCACAAAGCUCUUCGACGGCAGCAGCACGACGUUACUUGCGUCGCCUCCCUCGUCUCGUGCUGGGCUGGAUCAGCAAGCUGACCCCACUGCAGUCGGUGCUGCCACCGACACACUAGCAGCAGCGCAGAAGGGUGCCAUUGAUGGUGCUGUGCUCACCACCGCCGGGGGUGCGGAGGCGUUGCUCACAACACAGCCCUUUGUUCUAGAGAAGACGCUUCCAUCGCCUCACCACACUCGUCGUCACUAUCACCGCAGGGGAGUGCGCGCCGGGAGUGGCGUGGCGGCUGCGCCGACGUCUACCUCUUUGUCUUCGACUGUCAACACCUCUGCCGCCCCGUUUGAGGGUAAGCUGAUUGUGUGUCAGAUCCACGGCGUCCCCACACGCACAGGCCAGAGGUACUUUGUUGUAGACCCGCGCUCUCGCAUGCGUCUGGCAUUUGUUCUCAGCUGCAAUGCACUCUACGACAUCCCGGAGGGGUACGGGGUGUUUGGCCAGACAGAUGUGGUGUUUCGCUGCAAGCAGGCCCGUGACGCGCGGUUCAGCUUCAACGUGAAUUUUGAAGCGCACAGACCCACGUUUGCAGUGGCGCACGAGUACGACAUGGACGCGGCGGAGAGGGCUGUUGCAAGCGCAGCUGCAGGGGCCGCGCUGAAGUCGGAGGCGGUCGGGAGUUCUGCGACCGCAUCGGGGCCCUUUGACGGCGACGCGUCCUCCAAAGCGUCUGCUGCCCCAUCUCUGGCAUCUCCGCCACCGGCCUCGACGGCGACGUCGCGCUGGGCAGAGGUGGAGGUGUCCGUGAUGAAUCUGAGUCGUAAUCACGCGCAGGUGUUCGUGUUGUACACACAAUCAGAGGUGCUCUCUCUGUCAGUCCCCGGUGCCGGGCCAUUGGCGCACAGUGGGUGCGCUGGCAGCGCUCUUCUUCCGCCGCUUCCUGGUGCUGCCGCGGAGGAUGACGGGUACUCCGUUGUUGCUGCUGCAGGGAAUAGUGGUGGCCUUGCCUUCGCGCCUUCAGGGGUGGAGCUGACAGUGGGCCCGCAGUCCGCUGGUAUCUUCGCUGUUCGUCUCGAUCGACUGCGUGCAGAGGCGCUGCUGAAGUUCGACAAGGACGAGUCCAUGCUGGCCCGCCCCGCGCUGUGCGAGCACGCGUUCCUCUACAACAAGGGCAAUCCUCGCGAGCGGGUGCAACUGCUGUUUCGGCAGCAGGCACUGCUGGCUCACCCACGGCGCCAGGGUCGCUCAGCCGCCGCGGCAUCCUCGGCAGUCGCGCCUUUACCAUCGACGCUGACAGAUGCGAAGCCGGUGAAGAGCGACGGCCAGCACUUCAGCGAGCGCCACAUUUUAGGAUUUGCGCAACGCUUCUCGGCAGUCAUGACGUCGCUGGCGGAUCGUGUGCCGUUCCUGACGCAGCCAGAGAGCGUGGUGGAUGCGGUGAGGUCGCACAAGGGUGUGACAAACAGCCACAGCAUAGGCACGAGUGGUGGAGGCGGUGGCAGCGGCGUAGCAAGCAUCAUCGGGGGAGAAGGAGCAGAUAGUGUGGCCAGCGUCACGAGUGCUGGGGCGGCCGCAAUACGAGUUUCUGCCGGUACCGCAGCGUCCACAGUGGGUGGCAUCCCCGGCAGUGUUGUCUCCUCGGCUUUCAACACAGCGCAUCGUUCCACCGGCAGGCACCAACGUGGGCGCCGAGCCAGAGACAGCGGCCGUGUUGCACAUCGCGGCAACACCCACCGCUCCGGGCAGCGUGACUCUUUCCGCGACGACACGUCCGAUGACGGCACUGCGAGCAGUAGCAGUGGUACCACCUCCACUACAAGCACGAGCUCCAACGAUGUGGACAGCAUCGAUGACGUCGCGAGCGAGAUUGCGGAGGUGGCGGCCGAUCGCAUGUUGGAGAGUAUGCUCAUGGAGGACAAUUUCGACCAGCCGUCGCGCGAUGGCUGCAACGAUGCUAACGACAUCGCAUUAGGGGAGGUAAUCAGGGAGAGCAGCGAGAGCAUUGUGGCCGGGUGCACCACAGACGUUCAUAGCAGCAGUGACGGGGCGCCUGGUGGUCUUACUCCCUACGUGCCAUUGAGCUCCUCCUCCCACCCACGCACGCGGGGCAGUGCUCCCUCUACCGGCACGGUUGUCGCGUCGUGCCUCCCCUCCUCGCUGCCUUCAGGGACAUCAGUGGCGCACUCGAACAGCGGUGGCAGCCAUCUAAGCAACGAGGACUCCCACUGGUACGACACCCUCAUCACUUUGCAGGACCUGUUGGUAGAGUUGACGUGGCUGUGCGAUGAACUUCUCUUCUACGCGAUUCUGCUCCGCAACUCUCGGCAUGUGGAGGCAUCGGGGGCGUUUCUCGUCUCAGCCGUUGCGCAGCAUCCUGUGAUGGUGGCGUGGCGUCGGCACCGCGGCAGCUCCAGCCACGCUCGCAAGUAUGGCAUCUUCGGCCAGUUCCUUGAAACCCUCGACGCCCUCCCGCGUCUCUCCUCCAGCUUUUCCCCUUCUGCUCCCUAA
Molecule: messenger RNA, 11349 nt
Organism: Leishmania braziliensis MHOM/BR/75/M2904
Lineage: Eukaryota; Euglenozoa; Kinetoplastea; Trypanosomatida; Trypanosomatidae
Exons: 1
Coding region: 1-11349 (3782 amino acids)
Source: RefSeq, a predicted model, not a curated record